GUUGUGAGCCCUGGACGGCAGUUUGGGCUGAUCCACUUGCUGCUCCUCACCAGCCUUGCAGAGCCCGGGCUGAUUACUAGGAAGGGAGUAGAAAGAGAAACUACGUACAAACUUCAGUUGGAGCCUUUGGUCUCCUCCUCUUCCCAAGUUAAGAAGGGGGACGUUUACCCACCCUCUGCUGCACUCCAAGUGCUCCCCCAUGAAGGCGACUUGCUGGAUCCUAGCAGGUUUUUACCUGCUUUUCUGCUGCAAGGCAGAAGAGGGACUGAACUUCCCCACUUACGAUGGGAAAGAUCGGGUGAUUGACCUGAAUGAGAAGAACUACAAGCAGGCCCUGAAGAAGUACGACAUGCUCUGCCUGCUCUUCCAUGAGCCAGUGAGCUCUGACAAGGUCUCCCAGAAGCAGUUCCAGAUGACAGAGAUGGUCCUGGAGCUGGCGGCUCAGGUCCUGGAGCCCAGGAGCAUUGGCUUCGGGAUGGUGGACUCCAAGAAGGAUGCCAAACUUGCUAAAAAGCUAGGCUUGGUUGAAGAGGGAAGUCUCUAUGUCUUUAAGGACGAGCGGUUGAUUGAAUUUGAUGGGGAAUUGUCCACGGAUGUCUUGGUGGAAUUCCUUUUGGAUCUGCUGGAAGACCCUGUGGAGAUCAUAAACAGCAAGCUGGAGCUUCAGGCCUUUGACCAAAUCGACGAGGAAAUCAAACUCAUCGGCUACUUCAAAGGAGAAGACUCUGAACAUUACAAGGCAUUUGAAGAAGCUGCUGAACACUUCCAGCCGUACAUCAAGUUCUUUGCCACCUUCGACAAAGGGGUUGCCAAGAAGCUGGGUCUGAAGAUAAAUGAGGUAGACUUCUAUGAACCAUUUAUGGAUGAGCCUGUUCACAUCCCUGAUAAGCCUUACACAGAAGAGGAGCUGGUUGAAUUUGUGACGGAGCACAAAAGGGCUACUUUGAGGAAACUGCGCCCAGAGGACAUGUUUGAGACAUGGGAGGAUGACAUGGAGGGAAUCCACAUUGUGGCUUUCGCUGAAGAAGAUGACCCAGAUGGCUUUGAGUUCCUGGAAAUCCUGAAGCAGGUUGCCAGGGACAACACCGAUAAUCCCGACCUGAGCAUUGUCUGGAUUGACCCCGAUGACUUUCCUCUGCUGAUCACUUACUGGGAGAAGACCUUCAAGAUUGACCUGUUCAGACCACAGAUUGGGGUGGUGAACGUCACAGAUGCUGACAGCAUCUGGAUGGAGAUCAGAGAUGACGAUGACUUGCCCACAGCUGAGGAGCUGGAGGACUGGAUAGAGGAUGUGCUUUCUGGGAAGAUAAAUACUGAAGAUGAUGACGAUGAUGACGAUGAUGACGACGACGACGACGACGAUGACGAUGAUGAUGACGACGACGACGAUGAUGACGAUGAUGACGAUGACGAUGACUAACUGUGACUCUGAGCAGUGUGACUUGUGGGGGCUCAGUGGCCUCGCCCUGCGGCAGGUCCCUCCAUCAGAAGACCUGUGUUUGAGCGUCAGCAAGCACUGCUGCUCUUCUUUCCCCCUUGCCCUGCUCCCCCUGACCCUGCCCUUGCCGGGACCCCCCAGCCUGAUUCUCAGCGGUGCUGAGCCACUGGGACUGCCCCUGCAGGCACCCAGCACCACUGCAAAUCAUGCCUCCUUAGUAAGGACAUUAGGAAUCUGCAGGGAAUCUGCCCCCAGUGCUCCAGGGCAAGAGUAUAGUGCCUGCCUGCUUGCUGCCGGAGGGACACAGGGAGCCAAUUUGUAUUUUCCAUGCUCAUCGGCCCAGCACAUAACAUCCAAAGACCAAAUCUCACUUCAAGUCAUAGGGAAGGCCACUGUAAAAUUUAGUCCUUUCAUUAAACACAAUGCUCUCUGCAGCUACUCUGCCAAGACCACUCAAUUCUGCAAGUUCUGCUGCAGGAGUCUGUAGCUACUCAUUAACAUGCCAGGAACAGCAAAAAGCUUUGGGAGGGGAGGAAGGUUUUAGAGAUAUUAUUUAGGUUUCCAGUGAUUCCAUAUAAUGACAGGAUAUUCUUGUCUGGCAGUGCAAUGCAAAACCAAACACCACAGUCCCUGUCUGAACCUCUUUCUUCUUCUUGAAAGCUCAGGCCAAGGAUAGGGUAAAUGCAGGUGGUCUGAUAUGGG
This is a messenger RNA of Mesitornis unicolor (brown roatelo), 2140 nucleotides long. RefSeq names its product calsequestrin-2. Gene Ontology annotation, molecular function: calcium ion binding. The record is from RefSeq and is a predicted model, not a curated record. Gene Ontology annotation, biological process: regulation of cardiac muscle contraction by regulation of the release of sequestered calcium ion. The transcript is spliced from 11 exons. Bases 200 to 1420 code for a protein of 406 amino acids. Gene Ontology annotation, cellular component: sarcoplasmic reticulum lumen. NCBI's taxonomy places the organism in Eukaryota, Metazoa, Chordata, Aves, Mesitornithiformes, Mesitornithidae.